CCUCGGAAUUCCCGGAGAAAACCAUGGAAUUCAUGGAGAAAAUCCCAAAAUUUGUGGAGAAGUCCCCGGAAUUCCGAGAGAAAAUCACAGAAUUCCUGGAGAAAUCCCCGGAAUUCCGAGAGAAAAAGCCAAAAUCUGUGGAGAAAUCCCCGGAAUUCCAAGAGAAAACCACGGAAUUCCUGGUGAAAUCCCUGGAAUUCCAAGAGAAAACUCUGAAGUCCACGGAAUUCCCGGAGAAAUCCCCGGAAUUCCAAGAGGAAGCCACAGAAUUCCUGGAGAAAUCUCCGGAAUUCCAAGCGGAAAUCUCGGAAUUCCCGGUGAAAAUCCUGGAUUUUCCACUGAAAUCUCGGCUGGAAUGGGAAGAAUUCCCGGAAUUCCGGGCCAAAAUCUCAGAAUUCCGACUGAAAUUCCUGAUAAUCCCAGAGAAAUCCCGGCCGGAACGAGAAUUCCUGGAAUUCCGAGAGAAAACCCCGGAAUUCCCAGCGAAAAUCUCGGAAUUCCUGGUGAAAUCCUUGCCGGGAUGGGCAGAAUUCCAAGAGAAAACCCCGAAAUUCCUGGAAUUCCGAGAGAAAACCCCGAAAUUCCUGGAAUUCCGAGAGAAAAUCCCGGAAAUUUCAUCGAAAAUCCCGGAAAUUUCACGGAAAACCCCAAAAAUUCCAGCUCCGCCUCCUCCGGAACCUGUGGAAUUCCCGGAAUUCCAAGGGAAAUCCUUGGAAUUCCCAACGAGAACCCCAAAAAUUCCGGCGCGCUCCCCCCGGGGAGGUGCGGAAUUCCCGGAUUUCUGCCGGAAAUCGCCGGGAUUCCGCCGGAAGCGCCCGGAAUUCCGCGGGAAAUCUGCAGCUCCGGGGAUUCGCUGUCGCUGCUGA
This is a messenger RNA of Passer montanus (Eurasian tree sparrow), 866 nucleotides long. RefSeq names its product muscle M-line assembly protein unc-89-like. The record is from RefSeq and is a predicted model, not a curated record. The coding region runs from base 24 to 866 and encodes 280 amino acids. Lineage: Eukaryota; Metazoa; Chordata; Aves; Passeriformes; Passeridae. The transcript is spliced from 2 exons.